Messenger RNA from Vicia villosa (hairy vetch), 4546 nucleotides. RefSeq lists its product as uncharacterized. The record is from RefSeq and is a predicted model, not a curated record. Lineage: Eukaryota; Viridiplantae; Streptophyta; Magnoliopsida; Fabales; Fabaceae. Gene Ontology annotation, biological process: regulation of mitotic cell cycle; pseudouridine synthesis; mitotic spindle organization. Gene Ontology annotation, molecular function: protein binding; RNA binding; pseudouridine synthase activity. Gene Ontology annotation, cellular component: mitotic spindle; membrane. The transcript has 3 exons. The coding region runs from base 1786 to 4230 and encodes 814 amino acids.
UAUUGGGCUGGGCAUAAAUUGUAACACCUCUCCCGUUUGUUUUUUUUUUUCGAUAAAAAAACCGUUGCCAUUCAUCUUCAUCAAUGGCAUUGCCACCAUGCAAGACACCGUGCUUGAUCUGGCGGAACAACACUGAGAGAUCUGGAAACACAGCAGAUCACGGUGGCUGAAACAGUGCAUUCAGAUCUGGCGUACGAAGUCACUUUUUCCUUCCAAAAAUCCAAACCAUGAACACCUUUUUGUUUUGUUUUGAUUAUGAAAACCGUGUGCAAGGAAAUAAAAUGAAGAUCCAUGUUGAUGAUCCUGUUGUAAAAAUUGCCCAGCUUUUCGCUGAUGGUAGUUUUCUUUUUCCAGGAUUUGAUUUUCACCUUACUCAUCUGAUACUUUCUUUGCCAUAGUUCAUUAUUAUUUGAUUUUUUUUUUUUUUUGUGUAUGUGUUAGAUUUUGUAGCUUUGAUGGGUGAAAUUAAAGUGAGUUUAUAAUUUAUAUGCAUGGAUAGAUAAGAAAGUGAUGAAUAAAGCAGGUACUUCUGAUGUAUGGUUUCACACAUCUGGUGUCUUGUUCUCUUGGUGCAGCUUGUGCCUGUGCUGGGAACCUGGAUUGUGUCUCUGUGAUUACAUACUUAACUGCUCACUGAUUUCUUCAAUGUCCAUGUUAUUAUUGCUUAUACAUUGAACAUGUAAUCAAAGUUUCUGUUGCAUUUUAGUUUUAAUAAGAGCUGUUUUUGAUAUCGGUCGCUAUUGCGUUGUGGUCGUCGAAAUGCUUUUGCAAUUUCGAUCGGUACAGGUGUUGCAACGCUGAUUGCUGUUGUCGCAAUGUGAAUUACCUUCUGAUACCAUUUUGUUGCAGCUGUUUUCGCCGCAUUUAAAACCUUGCUAUGGAGUACCACUUUGAUAGGAGGUUCAUUGUGGAUCCGUACUUAUUGUUAGAAACUUCAAUUAUACAUUCUUUGUUUUUUAGGAAGUAGAAAUUUCAUGUGCUACUCAUCAUGGUGAUUUAGUACGUGCUAGUUUGAAACUCGGUAGCACUAACAUCUCUAAGAAAAGGUAUGUCAGUAUCUAUAUCAGAUACCGACACCGACACUUGUGAUUACGUUUAAUUUGUUUAAUUUUUCAAAUUAUUACCAGUGUCAUGUGUGUGUCCAUGCUUCAUAGGUUUGAAAGGAAAAAAAAAGUAAAAUCGGAGUGUGCCUUAAAACUUAACCUAUUUGUUGUUAUUUGUUUUUGUCAACAACAUUAAUCAGGUUACCGUCAUAGCAAUAAAGAUGAGGAAGAUUGUGAGCUUCUUCUACCUUCAAGGGGACAUUGUCGUCGACCGUCGGUAGAGUCUUGGAUGAUAUUUAAACACUGGUCCAACAUUGAACCGGCUGUGAAGACGUGAACAUGGUUCUAGUAUUGCAAUCCUUUUCGAUUUAGCUGCCAUUCUUGAUGCAGUUUUAUGACUUGUGAUGGCGCACUUGAAGAUGAAAUCGCGGUAACACCGCACGUUUCACAAAAGCUACAAUGAUAGAAGGUGUUCUAUGGAGAAGAAGAAGAAGAUGCUUACUGGUGGAUUCUUUGCAUUGAGAAAAUUUUCAAAGAGCAAAGAACACGGGAAACAUUAAAAAUUGUAAAAGCUAUCACUUCAUUUCGAGGUCGUGCUCUUCAAUGGUGGAUAUGGAGAUCUCAAUAUAAACCACUGACUAAUUGGGAUUCAUUCACAACCGUGUUUCUCUAUCAUUUUAAACCUGAAUGGAGAGAAAUUUUGCCAAUAGAAGAUGAGGAGGAGCAACCAGAUCAGGAAUCGAUGAAAUCUACAUAUGAAACUUCUUUUCAUGAAGAAUCUGUUGUCGAACAAAUUCCUGCAAUUGAUGGUGACCUACAAGUUCGGAAGCUUUCCCCCACUGUUAAGCACAAAGAAACUCACUUGUCUUUCUCCAAGGCAUCUACAUCUUGUGAGGAAAUUACAUCUCCUGUAUCUGUAACAAUUCCUAGGGCUAAACAUUUUUCCAACUUCUUGGAUUUUCACAAAAUUGUUGGUUUCAUGAUUCCGCCGAAACCGCCGGAUCCAAGUAAAAGCUUAGCGAUAACGCCAGUAUCCAAAACCCUAAUUCAUCUUCCCCCAUUUCCUUCCCUAGAAAUGGUAGCCGCAAGACCCCUCGUCACCGUCCAGGCCCUAGACUCCGACAUAGCCACUAAUUCCCCAACCACCCUACCCAUUCCCGACAUAAUGCGUGCCUCAAUCUGCCCAUACAUCUUCAAUCUCGUCCACUCCAACAUUUCCAAUAACACCCACCAACCAUACACCGUCAGCCGCAAAACUCCAAUAAGUUCAAGUUCAUCUCCGCAGACGUCACCUAAUCUCGCUGCGGAGGAGCCAGAGCCCAAGAAGGUGAAGAUGUCUACCAUUACUUCUGAUGAUGAACAACAAUGCACAACCGCCGAAGGCACUAAGAUAAGAUACAAGUUUCGUAAGGUAGCUAUUUUCUUUGCUUACUGCGGUAUUGGUUAUCAGGGUAUGCAAAAAAGAACUGGUACCAAGACUAUAGAAGGUGAACUAGAAAAAGCCUUGUUUGUGUCUGGAGUUGUACCAAAACAGAAGACAAGGUGGAUUUUGUUGAAGAAGAGGAUGGUUGAAGCAUAUCUUUCCUGUUCCUCAGCUUCUGGAAUCUCUUAUUACUGUUCUGAUUUGCAGCCAACUAAGUCUCUUGAUGUUUUUCUUUUGAAAUUCUGCUGCCAUGAUCAGAAUGGACUAUUACACGAUGUUACCGCGGUUCUUUAUGAGCUAGAGCUUUCUAUCAUCAUAGUCAAGGUUUCCACUGCAACCGAUGACACUGAAAUUUAUUUCUACCCUUCACUCAUCUUAAAGAAGAAGAAAAGUCUACUUCCUUCUCACAAGAUAUCUUCAAAUCUUGCCAGCAUCUCAACUGAUGUAUCUCUCAUAACUUCCAUGAUUGAGCCUCAUGUCAAGGAUUGGGGUUUUAUGAAGAUUCUCGUUUUCACCAAGUUGACAUUUCUCUUAAGGUUUGUGUUCAAGAAGCUUAAUUUGAAUUUCGCAAACCUGCCAUUAACUAACACUAUAAUCUUCGAUCAUGGACUGCAUCAUUCGAAGCUUACUGUUGUUGGAAUUUUUCAAACUCGGUUCUCAAUUGUCGCCCUCCACCUGUUUGCUAAAAUGCCUUCAUCUGUUUUGCAAAGUCAUGGGAAUAAGUUAUUUUCUUUAUACUAUGAACACCAGGACAAGCUUGUUAUUUCUUCAUAUAAGGUCCAAUUUUAUAUGUACUUUACAAAUCUGCUGCUAACUGCUACUCUGGUUUUUGACCCUGGACCACGCCAACUUACGCAAGGCCGGUUCGUCGUUGGUGUGACAUUGAUUGAUGCUAUGCUAUACAUCAUCGUUACAUGUAUCUCAAGGAAUUAUAAUGGAUGGGAAGACACGAUCUCCAUCGGACUUCGACAUCCAAGCUGCACAUAUGUGGCUUGCUCAUUCUCUAACAAGACCAUUUGCAUAUAUGACUUUAUGACGGGAGAAAUGGUUGCCAAGUCCACAGGACAUGCUGAAAUUGUUACUGGUGUCAUCUUUUUGCCUGACUGCAAGCAUAUCAUUUCAGUGGAUGGUGAUGGUUGUGUGUUUGUAUGGAAAUUGUCCACUUUGCUGUCUUCUAAAAUAUUGGAGAAAAUAAUGGAAAAAGGUAAUCCAAUGCCUUCAAGAAUCCCUAGUCAACCUCAUGCUUGUAGUCAUAUAUCAUCUUGCAAAGAAGAGAGUCAGCACUGCAAGAUCAAUAGCAUGGAUGUCUCUUCAUUGAAGAAAAAGAGAAAAAGUUCAAAUGGAGUGCUUAACUCAAAAAGUAUUCAUGGAGAGGCUUUAUCUUUUAAAUAUAAUAUUUUAAGACUUCCUAAAUGGGCGCAAGCAAAAGUGGCUCACUGCAAUGAGGUUAGUAACACAUCAUCAAAGGCAUAUUUUGCUUUAUUCUGCUUGAGGUUAACGAAGAAAUUCAGUGUGGCAUGGUGGGUUUUUUCUUUUCCUCUAACGGUAUUGGCAACAGCUUCAGCACAAUAUGCUCAUGAAGUGAAUGGAAUAAUGGCUAUUGUUAUGAUGUUAAUCUUAGCAUUAAUCUCAGUUUUGGUGUGUCUUGCAUUAAUCAUUAUAUCUGCUCUCAACAUUAGGGUGCCUUUAAAUGCACACAAGCAUAUUUCAAAACAGACAAAUAACAUUGCUGCAAUUUUAACAAUAUCUCUUUUCUCAUCUUGAUUUUAGAACCUUGAGGACAAGGUUCAAGUGAACCCCGCGGCAAUGAUAGAAGGGUAUUAUAUGAUUUAUAUUAGUAGUAUUGUUAUUGAUAGGGGGUAAUAAUAGAACUUAUAUUAUUAGUACUGUAUUGGGCUUUUGUGUAUUUGGGCCUUUAAUAGAACAUCCACUAUGGGAUCUAUAUAUGUAGUGUCUUUGACACAAUUAAGGGUAUCAAAGAAAUCAAAGUUAUUUUUAUCUAUAUUUUCUUAGUUUAUUUUAAUGUCUUUAUCUUUUAUUCUUGAAACCCUAAUUCCAUAUUCUUGGUAGGGAAAAUCUU